Amaranthus tricolor (Joseph's coat) is the source of this 1391-nucleotide messenger RNA. RefSeq names its product putative pectinesterase 11. NCBI's taxonomy places the organism in Eukaryota, Viridiplantae, Streptophyta, Magnoliopsida, Caryophyllales, Amaranthaceae. The coding region runs from base 117 to 1196 and encodes 359 amino acids. The record is from RefSeq and is a predicted model, not a curated record. Gene Ontology annotation, molecular function: pectinesterase activity. Gene Ontology annotation, biological process: cell wall modification. The transcript has 5 exons.
CCUUUACUUGUACUUCAACAAUAGACUUAAGUUUGUACAUUCCUUUAUUCUUUUAACUCUUUAUUUUUGCACUUCCAUCGAGUAAGGAAGAAUUUAAUUUGCAAGAAACAAAUCACAUGCGCACAUGCAUGGGAGGUCAUAGUGGUCCUUAUAUUAAACAUUACCUUGAUCAAAAUCAUCGUCACAAAUUUAACGUUAUUUUUCUCUUGUUUGAUAAUAUUGUACUCUCAUUUAUUUUGUCUUCGAUAAUGGCUUCUUCGUCUUCAACAUCUUCUGUUGUGGCUACCCCAAAGGAUCCAUCGAGUGCGGUUCUUAUUCGAGUCGAUCAGUCGGGUCAAGGUAAUUAUAAGAAGAUACAACAGGCUAUUGAUGCUGUGCCAAAGGGCAAUUCUGAGUAUGUCUUCAUUUGGGUUAAGCCUGGAACUUACAGGGAAAAAAUAGUUGUGCCAGUGGACAAACCCUACAUAACUCUAAGUGGAACUCAAGCAAAGGACACCAUUAUAACAUGGGAUGAUGGGGAUGACAUACAUGAUUCUGCCACAGUCUCUGUAUUUGCUUCUAAUUUUGUUGGACGAUAUCUUACCUUUGAGAAUAAGUAUGGAAGAAAAGGGAAAGGUGUAGCCUUAAGAGUAGCAGGAGAUAAGGCAGCAUUUUAUGGAUGUAGGAUGUUAUCAUACCAAGAUACUCUCCUUGAUGAUGUUGGAAGACAUUACUAUAAAAAUUGUUACAUUGAAGGAGUUAUUGAUUUCAUUUUUGGCAAUGCUGCUUCUCUUUUUGAGAGAUGUCAUGUACAUUCGGUAAAUGAAGUUGGAAAAGCAGCAAUAACAGCCCAAAAAAGGGAAACGCCAUGGGAGAAUAGUGGCUUCAUCUUCUUGGGAUGCAAGAUCACAGGCCAAGGGGUAGGAACAACAAUUCUUGGAAGGCCAUGGGGAUCACAUUCCAGGGUCAUUUAUGCGCUUAGUUACAUGUCUAGUGCAAUUUCACCGGAGGGAUGGCAAAAUUGGGGCGAUUCCACCAAGGAGAGUAGUGUGGUCUACGGAGAAUACAAGUGCUAUGGACCCGGAGCUAAUAGAACAAAGAGGAUUGCUUGGUCAAAAGGCCUUUCAAGUGAAGAAGCUGCACCUUUCUUGACUAAGAACUUCAUCGGUGGAAGAGCCUGGCUUAGACCUGCACCUACCAAAUUCAGAAAAGCUUAAUUUAAUAUUCCUCAAAACUCCCAUUGGAACAAAGAAUAUUGUAUAGGAGAGGACUUUUUUCAUAAAAGUUCGAUUCUUAUCAUAAAAGAUUACUAUCUCGCAAUUAACAUAAAUUUAUUUUUAUCUCUAAUAAAAGAGUAAGUAUCUAAAUAAUUAUUUUUGUAUAUAUAUGAUUUUAUGUAAUAAAAAUAAGGA